Messenger RNA from Bathycoccus prasinos, 363 nucleotides. RefSeq lists its product with no specific name. The coding region runs from base 1 to 363 and encodes 120 amino acids. The transcript has a single exon. The record is from RefSeq and is a predicted model, not a curated record. Lineage: Eukaryota; Viridiplantae; Chlorophyta; Mamiellophyceae; Mamiellales; Bathycoccaceae.
AUGCCGAAAAGCAAAACGAAACAACACAAGCACAAAGGCAAUCACGGCCACAAGUACCUGCACAAACAGAAACUCCGAGCGACGUUUUUAUCCACGCACGUGGACGUUUUAUACGACGAGUAUCACGAACCGGAGAAACCUGGGACGGUGAACCGAACCGAGUUAAACGAGGACGUGCCGGGGAUGGGGAAGUUUUAUUGCAAAGUGACCGGGAGGCACUUCGAAAGCGCGUUGGCGUUGAAGAAUCACACCAAGACGAAAAGGUUUAAGAAAUUGAAGAAACAAAUCGCGAACGGACCGAAGCCGCAUAAUCAGAGAGACGCGGAGGCGGCGGCGGGGAUGGCACCACCGACGAAUUCGUGA